Molecule: messenger RNA, 834 nt
Organism: Rhodamnia argentea
Lineage: Eukaryota; Viridiplantae; Streptophyta; Magnoliopsida; Myrtales; Myrtaceae
Product: PRA1 family protein F2-like
Exons: 1
Coding region: 119-688 (189 amino acids)
Biological process (GO): vesicle-mediated transport
Cellular component (GO): endoplasmic reticulum; Golgi apparatus
Source: RefSeq, a predicted model, not a curated record
UCCUCCAAUCCCUCGCCCUCCCCCAAUCCCUCGCCCUCCCCCAAUCCUCUUCUUUCUCUGCUUCUUCGACCUCCGAUCAGUCGCCGGCAAUCGCAAAAACCCUAGCCCAACUCAAAAGAUGACCACGUACGGCACAAUCCCGACCUCCUCCGCCUCCUCGGCGCCGGCCAACCUCGAGUUCAUCUCCCGCGCGAAGGAGCGGAUCAAGUCCGGCCUCGCCGAGCGCCGCCCGUGGAAGCUCAUGCUCGACAUCCGCUCCCUCAGGCUCCCCUCCAGCUUCCCCGACGCCCUCUCCAGAGUGCGGACCAACCUCUCCUUCUUCCGCACCAACUACGCCAUGGUCUUCCUCUUCAUCCUCUUCCUCAGCCUCCUCUGGCACCCGAUCUCGCUCAUCGUCUUCAUCGUCAUGAUGGCCGCGUGGCUCUUCCUCUACUUCCUCCGGGACGAGCCCCUCGCGGUGUUCGGCCGCACGAUCGACGACCGCGUGGUCCUGGCCGUGAUGUCGGUGCUGACGAUCGUGUUCCUGCUGCUGACGCACGCGACGGUGAACAUCCUGGUGGCGAUCCUGAUCGGGGCCGUCGUGGUGGUGCUGCACGCGGCGAUGAGGAAGACGGACGACCUGUCCGCGGACGAGGAAGCCGCGGGGACGCGUGGGUUGAUGGGGAGCGUCGGAUCUCCGUCUUCGUGACCCUUUGGACUGUUAGUUGUGACUUAAAUUUUUUGGUUUUUUCCCUCUAUUUCUUUCCUUUUACCCAGAUUCUCCAUCUAUUUGUAAUUUGUUUCCUUUUUUUUUUUUCCAAAUUGGAGUGGGUUGGACUUGGUUUUUGUAUAACA